UUUUUUAGAAGAAGAAUAGGUGGGUGGUGGGGUGUUAUGUGGCUCAGUUUUGAAGGCGUGUUGUGUGCAAGUGAACGCAAGGAUGUUCAGCCGGAAACCAGAGCUAAAUAGUGGCAAGCUGAGAUGUGGGUAGAACUGUUCUCACCUCUCUGGGAAGUGACAGGAAGCCCGUUUUCUUGUUACAACUUCUUCGCCUCAGCACACAAGGAUCAGUGUUACUUUCCAGAUGGGACCAUGGUUAUGUUGAAGAUCUCUGCUUUCCUCGUUGCCUACGCCCUGGUCAUUUGCCAGAUGUACUGCUCACAAGCAGCCCCCGCCAGACCGGGUUUAGAGUCUAUGUCAGACCGAGUCACGCUCACGGACUACGAGGCGCGAAGGUUACUCAACGCCAUCGUCAAGGAGUUUGUGCAGAUGACGGCGGAGGAACUGGAGCAGCAGGCAACUGAAGGAAACAGCAGCGUUACAGCACAGAAGCGAGCCUGCAACACGGCAACCUGCGUGACUCACCGCCUUGCGGAUUUCCUCAGCCGGUCGGGGGGAAUGGGCAACAGCAACUUUGUCCCUACCAAUGUUGGCGCCAAGGCCUUUGGCAGGCGGAGGAGAAGUGUGGAGAAGAUGUGAGCACUCCAAAACCUUCAGGAAAACAAGGUUGAAUCCCGACAAGAUAUCAUCAGAAAAUACCUGAGAACAAAAAUCAACAAAAACAAAAUCAAGCAGAAAAUAAACACUCAACUGGCCCUUUAUUCACUCCCACACAUUCGUACGGGGAAAAAAAGACGCCACAGGACUUCUCGUCCCCAUUUUACAUCCUUUUAGUGAAACCUUUUGCUUUUGGCAAAUACGAGAAAAAAAGAGAAAAAAAGCACUUUUAGUUUAUGUACAUGAACAAAUGAACUUCUCAAGAAAGAAAAAAACAUCCUAAUUGUCCCUCUUUUUUAUACAUGACUAUCAUUGGAAAAUAAAAUGAAAGCAGCAGUGGUUAUCACCUUAUUAUUUCCUCCUUUCACCUUGUUAGAGCACAUGUGUUCCAUGCGACCCAUCUCCCCCUCCCCAUUUGAGAUCCAUAUGAGAUACAUUUUCCAUAAUUCCCUUUCCUCCUAAGGGUACCCUGUUUUUGUGUGCCAGAGGGACGCCAUUAAAGAUCAGCCUACCCAAGGCCCCCCCACAACGGCUGUUGUCUUGUGCCUUGAUGUAGAACAAUUUACAUGAACAUGAUUGUACAGUUCUGUUUCGAGACGAUAAAGAAGACCUGAGCGAGGAUGAAGAGAAUGAAGACAGAUUAAUAUUGUAAACAAUAUUGUGAAAACAAAUUUCAGCAAGAUUAAAAUGUAUUUUAGAUACACUCGGGUUUGGGGUACUUGUGUUGUUCUUCAAAGGUUUUUAAGCAUUUAGGUGUAGAAAGAGCUUGAACUCUUGAAAGGGUUGGUUAUUUUACGAAAAAGCUUAAAUUUGUUUAUUUAUUGCUGGAAUUUUGAUUAACAAUGUCCAUAAAUCAUAAAUGGUAAACAGUAUGGCAUCGGUCAACCUCAUGUGAAUAGAGUGAUUUGUAAUUCAUUGGUUAGAAUUUUGACACUACUUCCCACUGACAGAUAAACACUCACAUCCUGAAAACUUGUCAAACAAAUCUGUUAUUUGGCAAAAUAUUGAAAAUCAAUCAACUCUACUGCUGCACAGUAUGGGUCACUUUGUAUGCAGCGACCGUCUGCAGGUUUUUUCUGACUGACACCACAGCAGCAUGGAUAUGUUAAGUUACAUGAUGAUAUAAGAAAAAAACUGCAUGGGUAAUUGCUUAAUAAAAGGCAGCCAAACCUGCA
This is a messenger RNA of Micropterus salmoides (largemouth bass), 1814 nucleotides long. RefSeq names its product calcitonin gene-related peptide-like. Gene Ontology annotation, molecular function: calcitonin receptor binding; hormone activity. Gene Ontology annotation, cellular component: extracellular region. The coding region runs from base 124 to 621 and encodes 165 amino acids. The record is from RefSeq and is a predicted model, not a curated record. Lineage: Eukaryota; Metazoa; Chordata; Actinopteri; Centrarchiformes; Centrarchidae. The transcript is spliced from 5 exons.